AUGGCCUCCCCGAUCCGAGUCACAGUGCUCAUCUCCGGCAACGGCUCCAACCUCCAAGCCGUAAUCGAUAAAGCCCGCGCCGGCCACCUAGGCAACAACACAAGCCUCGUCCGAGUCCUCUCCAACCGAAAGGAUGCCUUCGGGCUCGAGCGCGCCACGCGCGCCGGCAUCCCAACGCAGUAUCACAACCUCGUCAAGUACAAGAAGCAACACGCGGCGACGCCGGCCGGCGUCCAGGCCGCGCGCGAGGAAUAUGAUACAGAGCUGGCGCGGCUGAUUCUUGCCGAUGCGCCGGAUCUGGUCGUGUGUCUCGGCUUCAUGCAUGUGUUGUCGCCACGGUUUCUGGAGCCGUUGCAGGCGGGCAAGGUGCGCAUUAUCAAUUUGCAUCCGGCGCUGCCGGGGGCUUUUAAUGGGGUUAAUGCAAUUGAACGUGCUCAUGCUGCGUGGAUGGAGGGCAAGAUCGAUAAGACCGGCGUUAUGAUCCAUGACGUGAUCUCUGAGGUGGAUAUGGGUCAGCCUAUUCUCGUUCGUGAAAUUCCCUUUCAGAAAGGGCGCGAUGAGAAUCUCGAGGCUUUUGAGACGCGGGUCCAUGAGACCGAGUGGGAGACGGUGAUUGAGGGAGUGGGCAUGGUGAUCCGGGAGUUGGAGGCUCAAAAACAAAAUACGAGAGCAUGA
Penicillium alfredii is the source of this 675-nucleotide messenger RNA. RefSeq names its product phosphoribosylglycinamide formyltransferase. Lineage: Eukaryota; Fungi; Ascomycota; Eurotiomycetes; Eurotiales; Aspergillaceae. The record is from RefSeq and is a predicted model, not a curated record. Gene Ontology annotation, molecular function: phosphoribosylglycinamide formyltransferase activity. Gene Ontology annotation, biological process: 'de novo' IMP biosynthetic process. Gene Ontology annotation, cellular component: cytoplasm. Bases 1 to 675 code for a protein of 224 amino acids. The transcript has 2 exons.